AUGUCUAGAAUUCCGGCUUUAUUACCUGGUUUCAUUCCUUUAUCAGAGGUAAAAAACCGUUUAGAUGCCACCGUCAAUCUUGUGGGUGUUGUUGCGGACACUCGCCCACCAAAAAUGUCUGCGGGCUCAGAUUGGAUGGUAACUUUCAAGAUCUGCGAUCAAACUUGCCCAGACGAGACGUCUAGUGUGCCUAUACGUGCUUUCAAACCGAUUAUGGAUCAGCUUCCCCAGAUCUACUCAAAUGGUGAUAUUAUUCUCAUCAAAUCAAUAAAACUCCAACGUUACCAGGAUAAGAUCUAUGGAAUAGUUUCGCCUGCGACGACUUGGAUCAUCAGCUAUCUACCUGCCAUUGCGAACACAGUCCCCUCGACUAUCACAUUUCCUACCUCGAUGAAACCACAGCCAAUGGAAUUCUCUCAGUUGAAAGGUCUCCGCAACUGGUGGACUUCAGUUGGCGGUGCAACAUCCUCGGACAAUGCACACAUGGGAAACUACCAAAACAUGCCUGCAAGCAGCUCAAUGCCUCACACAAACAACUAUCAAAUGACCCCCGUGAACAAUCAUCAGGUUAUGGCAUUCCAAGGAAACGCCUACCAAAAUCAGGCCCCAUACAUAAAGAAAGGAAGUCUCAAGUUUUCCUUAAUCAGGGAUAUGAAAGUUAACAACUUCUAUGACCUGAUUGGCCUUGUCGUCAAGACAUUUUCGGCAACCCAGAACUAUACUCUUUACAUCACAGACUAUUCUAGGAAUUCUAUGGUUCAUUCUUAUGAAUGGCCUGGAAACAAUACCGUUGAGGAGGGUAAUUUUUCUCGAGCCAAGCAGGGCGGCGGGGAAUGGCCAGGACCAUGGGGUCAGUAUACCUUGCAGAUUACACUCUGGGAUGCGCAUGCAUCAGCUGCGAGGCAAAUUCUGGAAGAUACGCAAAUCCUGCAAAAUAUGCAAGACGGUGUCGGUGUUUAUGUGGGUCUAAAAAACGUUCGUGCGAAAAAAAAUGGGGACGGAAGGCUAGAGGGUGUUUUGCAUGGUGACAAAACGAUGAGACCAGGUUUAUAUCUUAUAGAUGACAUGAGAGAUCAGCGAGUCAAGGACAUUAUCCAGAGGGAAAAAGAGUACACUAGGAGGUUCAAUACCAAUAAGAACCGGCACGAACAGGAGCAGGAAGCCAAGAUGGCUGAGUUAAGGAAGAAAAAGGCCAAAGUGGAAGCAGAGAAAAAGGAACGUCAAGAGAAAGGGAAUAAACAUAUUGUUUGUGAAAGACAAAAGGACGCCGACCCAACACCGUUAUCCGAGAUUCUUGAUGCUCCUUGUAUCAACAGAAACUACCACGUAUACUGUUGUGUAGUCAAUUAUACUCCGGAAAAGCUAGAAGAUUUCUCUAAGAAAAUUAAAGUGAAUAAUCAAAACGAUGACUCCAAAUUCCCUGCCGAUUCUUGGAUUUGGCGCUUUGCGCUACAAUUCCGAGACAAAGAAGGCAAGGAAACACGAGUUAUAGUUGAAGGGAAAGAUGCGGAGGGGUUUCUCGAUCUAAAUGCGGUGGACCUCCGAAACGAUGAGACGGCCCUCUUGCGCCUUAGAGAAAGGCUCUUUCUAGUUUGGGGCGAUCUUGAAGAACGCAAGAGUAGAAAGAUGCCCAAAGAGGCUCAGUCACUGAAAAGAAAGCGGAAUAAUGACGGCGGCCCUAGAAAGAAGCGCGAAACAGAUGAGCUAGGAAAACCCGUUAAGAGACAUAGUAAAGAACCGAGCUCUGAUCUCGACACCACCGACAGUGAAGAUUAUUCCGAUUCCGAUGCUGAAGAAGAUCGUGGGGGGCGUGGAAAGAUGUUUCUAUCUUGCAUCAGAGAAUAUACGGUUAAUGGGAAGAAACUACAUAAGUUAUUUGGCACAUAUAUUAGGUAUAGUUAG
Messenger RNA from Morchella sextelata, 1902 nucleotides. RefSeq lists its product as uncharacterized. Lineage: Eukaryota; Fungi; Ascomycota; Pezizomycetes; Pezizales; Morchellaceae. Gene Ontology annotation, molecular function: G-rich strand telomeric DNA binding; telomerase inhibitor activity. The record is from RefSeq and is a predicted model, not a curated record. Gene Ontology annotation, cellular component: nuclear telomere cap complex; chromosome, telomeric region. Bases 1 to 1902 code for a protein of 633 amino acids. The transcript has 4 exons. Gene Ontology annotation, biological process: telomere capping; regulation of telomere maintenance via telomerase.